AUGAAAGUGGUUGAAGUAUCACUAUCACUCAAUGACUGGUUUGAACUAAAAUUGAUGUGUUUCAUUUCAGUAAGUAGUUUCUAUCCUUGUGGUGGCCAUAUUUUGCGCACAAUGACAGAUACAAAGAAGCGCGAUGAGACUGUGCCUGAACCUAAUGCAGUACGCUCCAUCGAUUAUUCAAGUGAAAAACAAUACGCAAGUCUUCGCGAACCACCGUCCACAGAGCUCUAUCCCUCGCUGCCGAGUUCCGUCAGCAUGCCGACAUAUCCCAGCGAUCUUCGGGGAGAGAAGUUACAGCAUUUGUCCGAAACAGAAUGGGAUCGAGCGCAAAUGGCUUUUCCCUCGGACUUCUUGAAUCUUGAGAGGAACAGCGAAAGAGUGUCAGUCUUCGCUGCUGCUGAUAAAGCCCUUGAGCAUCAGUUGCGUGUUGAAGAGAGGCGAAGAUUAAGGAAACUAGCCAAGCGGAACCGAAGAAUUGAAGCUGCGUUGAGAAAGAAAAGAAUGCAAGCCAUCGAAACAUUUGCUCAGUUGGUUACAGCGGUCACAGCUCUCUUGAAUGAGGACAGAGUCAAGAGCAACGGCAUCGAGAUUCGCGUAUCUAUAAGAAUAAAUGGCCCAUACGGUAUAGCGAAGGAAACCACAGUGACUUCGAAUUGA
This is a messenger RNA of Cylicocyclus nassatus, 657 nucleotides long. The record is from the annotation of a GenBank genome assembly. NCBI's taxonomy places the organism in Eukaryota, Metazoa, Nematoda, Chromadorea, Rhabditida, Strongylidae.